Molecule: messenger RNA, 1890 nt
Organism: Lindgomyces ingoldianus
Lineage: Eukaryota; Fungi; Ascomycota; Dothideomycetes; Pleosporales; Lindgomycetaceae
Product: putative choline dehydrogenase
Exons: 3
Coding region: 46-1890 (614 amino acids)
Molecular function (GO): oxidoreductase activity, acting on CH-OH group of donors; flavin adenine dinucleotide binding
Source: RefSeq, a predicted model, not a curated record
GACCGACUUCCAUCUCCUGACGAAAGCUGCUGAUCCAAUAACGCAAUGACCACCUUAAAAGACCCCUCCAUCACCCCCUCCACAUUCUCUACCACGCGCUUUGAUUAUUUAAUCGUGGGUGGGGGCACUGCCGGUCUCGUCGUUGCGGCCCGUCUUUCUGAAGCCAGGGGAUCUUCCAUCACGGUUGGGGUGCUGGAAGCGGGGCCGAAAUCUCUUGACGACCCGCUCAUCAAUGUGCCUGGUCGAUUUGGAGAAUCCCUGGGUGGUCAGUACGACUGGCGGUUCGAAACUGUCCCGCAACCAGGCCUCAAUGGGAGGAGGCUGCUUUGGCCGCGCGGGAGAGUUCUUGGCGGGACGAGCGCUCUGAAUUUCAUGACCUGGACGAGAGGAAACAGGGAAGACUAUGAUGCAUGGGAAGAGCUCGGGAAUGAAGGAUGGGGGUGGGACGGCAUGUUGCCCUUCUUCAAAAGAACAGAAACACUCCACCAAUCAAGCCCCAAACAUCAAUCUCAACACCAAUCACACUUCAACACCGAGUUUCACGGCACAGAUGGGCCAAUCAGUAGCAUUUACUCCAAAGAUUUCUCUGCCCCACAUCAACACUGGCACGCUACGCUGAACAAUCUUGGAUUGGAGACGAACAAAAGCCACUUUUCAGGGUCGAAUCUAGGCGCAUUUACGACACUGACGUCUGUGGAUCCGGAUACGCGGACUAGGGCGUCUUCCGCAACCGCAUAUUAUCUACCGAAUCUUGGGCGAAGUAAUCUCCAUGUGCUUCCAGACGCAACCGUUCACAGAGUGUUAUUGGAAGGUAGAGAUGAUGAGUGGGUGGCAACUGGCGUUGCAUAUGCUUGUGGUGGUCAAGAGUUCGUCGUGAGGGCCGCACGUGAAGUCAUUCUUUGUGCCGGCAGCGUGCAGUCGCCCCAAGUCCUUGAACUCUCCGGCAUCGGAAAUCCAGAAAUCUUGGAGGCAGCAGGCAUUUCUGUGAAAGUAGCGAACUCAAAUGUUGGGGAAAAUCUACAAGAGCAUAUGAGAAAUAACCAGUUAUCAGUGACGGCAGCAAUCUACGAGCUCCCAUCCGAUCUUAUUGGGCCCGACGAACUCCGCGCAGAUUCCGUUCUCGCAGCCGCCGCCCAAGAAGCCUACAAAACCUCCCAAUCUGGGGUCUAUGCUAUGCUUCCCUGCGCCCUCGGCUACGCCUCACUCUCGCAGGUUAUUCCCUCCCCGAAACUCAGAUGGAUUCUUAGCAACCUUCCCACAGCAGAAACUUCACGUGAUAAAAUCUUAUCAAAACAGUUCACAAACUCGAAACGCGGACAGAUAGAAUAUCUUUUCGACUUGGGCAACUGGUCCCCAUAUUUCAAGUCCGAGCCGGGGAGGGUUUAUGGGACGAUGCUUAUGAUGCUUCAACUUCCCCUGUCUAAAGGAAGUAUACACAUCACUUCAUCCUCCAUAAAUGACAAACCAGCUAUCGAUCCAAAGUAUUUCGAAGGCCCCGGUGGUGAAUUGGACUUCUCCAUUAUGUCUUACUGUCAACGCUUUGCUGACAAGAUCUGUCGCACUUCGCCAUUAUCUAGCAUCAUACAAAAGCGUGUGUACCCUCCCGAGUCAUUUUUUCCUUCUCCGUCCGAAUACAAAGAAGAUUUUACUUCUUGGAUUCGCUCCUCUUGCAUUACAGACUGGCAUCCCAUCGGCACCUGCGCGAUGGGCGGACAUGAAGGCAUUAAAGCCGGAGUCGUGGAUGCAAGAUUAAGGGUCUAUGGCGUGAAAAGAUUGAGAGUUGCGGAUGCCAGUGUGAUGCCCUUGCAUAUUUGUAGUCAUCCACAGGCAACAGUUUAUGCGAUUGGAGAGAAAGCUGCGGAGAUGAUACUCAACGAUUGGGGAUCGUGA